This is a messenger RNA of Strongylus vulgaris, 498 nucleotides long. The record is from the annotation of a GenBank genome assembly. NCBI's taxonomy places the organism in Eukaryota, Metazoa, Nematoda, Chromadorea, Rhabditida, Strongylidae.
CUGAAAGAUACUCGUCAGGUAGCCAUUGAUGGAGUAAGAAUUAGACGUGUUGGGAUUUCCUCGCUGUUGUUGUCGAACUUGAUGGGCACCGAUUCUGGGUUGUAUACCUGCAGAGCAAGCAAUACUCUCGAUUCUCUUGACCGGACAGUUGCUGUUCAUGUGGCAGUGGAGCCGAAGCUAACCGCACGCCCUGAAAGUAAAGCGGCUUUGGAGACAGCCGACGUUGAGUUUGAAUGUUUGUCAACGGGAAGUCCAUCCCCUACUGUGUCAUGGUUCAAAAACGGCGAGGCCAUUAUUGCCAGCCACUACUUUGUCAUCGAACCAACUAGACUGCGCAUUCUUGGCCUUGUCAAGGCUGAUCAAGGGAUUUACCAAUGUAUCGUGGACAACGAAGCGGGUAGUGAUCAAGCCGCAGCCCAGCUCCUGGUUGACAACGCAGGUAGUUUACAUUUUUUCUUAAGACUGCUUCUCUCUUCAUUUCGUUCGCUUCUUUUCUGA